CCUUUCUGCCUCAGAAAGCAAGGAUAAAAUUUUAACAUAUUGUUAAAUCCUUUUUCUCUCCCAAUCUCUCUCACAAGGUCGGUCUCUCUCUCUCUCUCAAGCAUAUCAUAUGAUAUGGGUAAAGAGAUGGGUGUAUACAAAGUAUCAAACAAAUAAAGCAGAAGCUUGCUAGGUAGAAGAGAACAAACAGAAAUGGCCAUGGAAGCACUUUGUUCAAACCAAGUAUUUAACUUGAUUCUCUAUGACCCAACCCCUUUCAACAACGAUGAUGUAAAUAAUAAUUAUUGUCCUAAUUCUUCUUCAUUUCCCACUUGUCCGAAUUUUCUUGCGGAAAACCCUAAUGACUAUCUGGCGGCUUCUCCACCCAAGACCGACAACGUUACCGCGGUCCCGAUUGCGGGGGCUCCGGGAAGGAAGAAGCGGCGGAGAAGGAGUAGCCGAGUGUGCAAGAACAAAGAAGAAGCCGAGUCACAGAGAAUGACGCACAUCGCUGUGGAACGCAACCGCCGCAAGCUCAUGAAUGAACAUCUUGCGGUCCUUCGCUCCCUCAUGCCCGAAUCUUACGUCGAAAGGGGUGACCAAGCAUCUGUAGUUGGCGGUGCUAUAACUUUUGUUAAGGAGCUCGAACACCUCCUACAAACCCUUGAAGCUAAAAAAAUUGAACAAUCACAAGGGGAAUUAUGCGGCUCGGCCUCGGAGUUGAUGAAUAAUCCGAACCCGUUCUCGCAAUUUUUUGCGUUUCCUCAGUACACAUUUUGCUCACAAAUGCCAAACAAGUACUCGAGAAGUAAGAGUAGUGGAGGCGGAGGAGGAGGAGGAGGAGAAGCGGAGAUUGAAGUCACACUUAUCGAAUCUCAUGCCAAUAUUCGGGUUUUAUGUCAAAGACGAGCAAGACAACUUUCGAAAUUGCUUUCGGGUUUUCAUUCCGUCUAUCUCACCUUACUUCACCUCAAUGUUACCACUUUGGACCCUCUGGUUCUCUACUCACUUAGUGCCAAGGUGGAAGAAGGAUGCCAACUAAAAUCAGCAGAUGAUAUCGCCAUGGCUGUUCAUCAAAUGCUAAGAAUGAUUGAAGAGGACGCUAACCUAUCCCUUACACAAUUGACAAAUCCAUAACAUCACCUAGAGCAAGUAGCUAUCUAUCUUUUCAUGAAAGUUUUUGUGAAAAGCACUACAUUGUCACUUAUGCCCACUUUUCCCCUAUCAUAAAGCAGCUUAUCUUUGUCCGUUUCUUGUAUGUAUUAAGUAAAUAGGUUUAGGUUCUCAUCGCUUGAAAAAAAAUGUAUGUAGAGUCUGUAGUUCAGUUCCAGUUUUCAUGUCUUUGAAUACUCGAUCAGUUAUUUAACAAAAAGUACUUUUGUGA
Molecule: messenger RNA, 1363 nt
Organism: Daucus carota subsp. sativus
Lineage: Eukaryota; Viridiplantae; Streptophyta; Magnoliopsida; Apiales; Apiaceae
Product: transcription factor bHLH94
Exons: 3
Coding region: 193-1116 (307 amino acids)
Biological process (GO): regulation of transcription by RNA polymerase II
Molecular function (GO): DNA-binding transcription factor activity, RNA polymerase II-specific; protein dimerization activity; RNA polymerase II cis-regulatory region sequence-specific DNA binding
Source: RefSeq, a predicted model, not a curated record